Aedes aegypti (yellow fever mosquito) is the source of this 1786-nucleotide messenger RNA. Its product is annotated as E3 ubiquitin-protein ligase RNF220. The coding region runs from base 167 to 1357 and encodes 396 amino acids. Gene Ontology annotation, biological process: protein ubiquitination. The transcript has 2 exons. Gene Ontology annotation, molecular function: ubiquitin protein ligase activity; metal ion binding. NCBI's taxonomy places the organism in Eukaryota, Metazoa, Arthropoda, Insecta, Diptera, Culicidae. The record is from RefSeq and is a predicted model, not a curated record.
CUCUCUGUUUCUCAAAACAAAUAUAUUUUGUUGUUCAAAACUCUUCCAAAAAUUACUUAUUACAAUUAAUUUGGAACAUUUUGCCUUUUCAAACCUAAUAGGAUACUAAACACAGUGUUUAUUGGACAAAGGUGAAACCUAAAUGCAUCAAUAACAAUCGCAAAUAAUGGACCAUCAGCAGCAUUCGAUGGAAGAAGUCGCGGAUGCCGGGGCUCACGGCUUCACGAGACAGCGUAGACCGAGAAGUGACCCGCUCUGCUGUCCAAUCUGCGGGGUGACACUCCGCACGAAUGAAAUCGACCAGCACUUUGCCCUGGAAGUGGAACGGUUAGAUAAAAUCCUCAAGCCACGGAGGAAUCUUCACUGCCCAACCGGUGGCUAUCCAAUGGGAACGGAUAUGGCUUCAGUGGGGCCGGGAACAAGCACGAGUAGAGCGACAGCAACAAGUAGUGGCGCAGGUAUGGCCAAUGGAAACCGGUCUCUGGAGGAUAACGGCGAACCUGGGCCGGGAAGUAAUCCAGAUGAAUGCUGGGGCACUUAUCAAAAGAUCAAAAACAACCGGCAAGCAAGGUUGAAGAUGAAGACAAGAAAACGUAAAACGGAGGACAACGUCUGCCCCGUCUGCAAUAAGUCAGUAUCGGAGGAAAUCACGACACAUGUAGAGGCCUGUCUGAGGAAGAGUGAAACCAAUGGUUCCGGUAGUAACGGGAGGAUCAACGACUCUGACGAUGACGAUGCCAGUAUUGAUGUGGAAGGUGAAUCUUACGAGGUUUACGAGUGGGCCGGACAGACAAGGAUACGUACCACCACAAUGGUUCAUCAGAGCGGAGCUUUUCCUAGUACUGCAGUGCGGGUGACGAAUGCCGAGGAUACAGAUGACGAGUUGAAUGUUGAUGGAGAUGAAACACAGAUCUAUGGACCACCACAGUAUUCCGAAAGGGAUGUCGUGUAUCCAGUGGCGGAACAGCGUUGUAAGGAUUCCUACCUUCGCGGGCUGGUUAUGGCUAAUGAACCAAUUACAGUAAAACGUCCGGAGAUUGAUAAUCCCGGUGAAGGCCCCAGUUGGGUAAAUACUUCUACGCAUUCAGUCUCUGCAAAUAAUGACCAGCCCAAUGGUGAAAGCGCAGAUCAAAUUGUAGCAUCAUUGAAGUCUAAAAUUCGCGAAUACGAAGGCUUUAUAAAAAAUAGGCCCAAGUGUUUGAUUUGCAUGGAUGAUUUCAAGAAACCUGUGGUUUCCAUAUGUUGCUGGCAUGUCUAUUGCGAAGAAUGUUGGCUGCACACGCUUGGCGCUAAGAAACUUUGCCCGCAAUGCAGCAUGAUAACGUCUCCCACUGAUUUGAGGCGAAUCUAUCUCUAGGAAGGAAUGAAGCGCCAAUCAUAGGAUACGCAUUGGAGCGUACCUAAUUGCACAAAGUGAUUCCAGAAUACAGGUUAGUCUUAGAAUUUCUACGCACCCUUACAAAUCCUGAACAACAAACGCCCAAACUGAUCGAAACGAAACUACCGAGGACAAUAAAUAAUCGAUGGUAAAAGGAAUCUCUUCUAGGAAGUUACGCAACGAAGAUAAUACGUAUUGAUACGAGGAACAGUGAGCAGUUAACGUUUUCAAAACGAAGAUAUGGUCUAAAUGUACAACCAGCCUAGUUUUAUAAAUCCAUGAUUGACAUUCCACACGCUGUUCAGCUAGAGACGGAGCAGCUUGUAUUAUGUUCUGCUCAAUGUUUCACAAUAUACCAUUCGAAAGAAUGUAUGCAUUUAAUUUAAUAAACGUUUACAUGCCAUAAAA